AUGUACAGCUUCAUGGCAGGGGGGCUUUUCUGUGCCUCGGUGGGGAACAUCCUGCUGGUGGUUUGCACGGCCACUGACUACUGGGUGCAGUACCGGAUCCAGGGGGCCCUGGCCCACCAGGGCCUCUGGCGCUACUGUCUGGCGGGCAAGUGCUACAUGCAGAUGGAGAACAUAGCCUACUGGAACGCCACCCGGGCCUUCAUGAUCCUCUCUGCCCUAUCGUGCUUCGCUGGCAUCAUCACGGGGAUCUUGUCCUUCGCCCACCGAUCCACCUUCGAGAAAUUCAACCGGUCGUUUGCUGCCGGGAUAAUGUUCUUUGUCUCCACGCUCUUCGUCCUGCUGGCCAUGGCUGUCUACACCGGAGUCACCGUCAACUUCCUGGGCAAGCGGUUCGGGGACUGGCGCUUCUCCUGGUCUUACAUCCUGAGCUGGGUCGCUCUGCUCAUGACCUUCUUCGCAGGGAUAUUUUACAUGUGCGCGUAUCGGAUGCACGGAUGCCAGCGCGUGGCUGAGACACGUUAA
Messenger RNA from Chelonoidis abingdonii (Abingdon island giant tortoise), 522 nucleotides. RefSeq names its product lens fiber membrane intrinsic protein. The record is from RefSeq and is a predicted model, not a curated record. Gene Ontology annotation, cellular component: plasma membrane. Gene Ontology annotation, molecular function: structural constituent of eye lens. NCBI's taxonomy places the organism in Eukaryota, Metazoa, Chordata, Testudines, Testudinidae.